Messenger RNA from Choloepus didactylus (southern two-toed sloth), 945 nucleotides. RefSeq names its product olfactory receptor 9A4-like. Gene Ontology annotation, cellular component: membrane. Gene Ontology annotation, biological process: G protein-coupled receptor signaling pathway. Gene Ontology annotation, molecular function: olfactory receptor activity; G protein-coupled receptor activity. Lineage: Eukaryota; Metazoa; Chordata; Mammalia; Pilosa; Megalonychidae. Bases 1 to 945 code for a protein of 314 amino acids. The transcript has a single exon. The record is from RefSeq and is a predicted model, not a curated record.
AUGAUGGGCAAUCUCUCUAGUGCCACUGAAUUCUGCCUUCUAGGUUUCCGUGGGUCUCCAAAACUACACCACAUCCUUUUUGCUAUAUUCUUCUUCUUCUACUCAGUGACAUUGAUGGGAAACACAGUUAUCAUCGUGAUUGCCUGUGUUGAUAAGCGUCUGCACUCCCCGAUGUACUUCUUCCUUGGUCACCUCUCUGUCCUGGAGGUCCUGGUCACAACCAUUAUUGUCCCCGUGAUGCUCUGGGGAUUGCUGCUUCCUGGGAUGCAGACAAUGUCUUUGACUGCAUGUGUUGCCCAACUCUUCCUCUACCUUGCUGUGGGUACCACAGAGUUUUCAUUACUGGGAGUGAUGGCUGUGGACCGUUACGUGGCUGUGUGUAACCCAUUGAGGUACAACAUCAUAAUGAACAGCUUCACCUGCAACUUGGUGGUGAUUUUGUCAUGGGUAUUUGGGUUCCUUUCUGAAAUCUGGCCUGUCUAUGCCACAUUUCAGCUUACUUACUGCAAAUCAAAUGUGUUAGACCAUUUUUUCUGUGACAGAGGGCAAUUGCUCAAACUCUCCUGUGAUGACACACUUUUGACAGAAUUCAUUCUUUUUUUAAUGGCUGUUUUCAUCAUCAUCGGUUCUUUGAUCCCUACAAUUGUCUCCUACACCUACAUCAUCUCCACCAUCCUCAAGAUCCCCUCAGCCUCUGGCCGGAGGAAAGCCUUCUCUACCUGUGCCUCCCACUUCACCUUUGUUGUGAUUGGCUAUGGCAGCUGCUUGUUCCUCUAUGUGAAACCCAAGCAAACCCAGGCAGCUGAGUACAACAAGAUAAUUUCCUUGUUGAUUUCUGUGGUAACUCCUUUCCUGAACCCUUUCAUCUUCACUCUCAGGAAUGACAAGGUCAAAGAGGCCCUUCGAGAUGGUGUGAAACUCUGCUGUCAACUCCUCAAGUAUUAA